GGCUGCGCGGCGGCGGGUUGUGUUGUGUUUUGUUUUGUUCUUCUUGGUUGUGUUCUGCGUCUUUCAGUGCUUUAGUCCGAGAGAUUGGGUUGAUAAGGGAUUAUAUUCUGCAGUUUAUCAUCGGAGAAGCUUAAGAAUAAACCGGGACUGGAAACUCGGCUCAGCCUUUUGUGGUGUUUGGAUUUUCCACCAUGGCUGAGCAUCUAUCUCAGAGUGAACUCGACUACCCUUUCAAACUGCUUGAGUACAUCAAUGGCUUCAGAGUGUCUAAGGUGAUAUUUUCAGCAAGUGAGCUGGGUGUGUUUGACUUGCUUCUGCAAUCCCAGAAGUCCCUGAGCGCAGCUGAGGUAGCACGAGAACUCGGUACCAGUGAGGACGGCAUGGAGCGGCUCCUCGAUGCUCUUGUGGGAGUUGAGGUCUUGGAGGUGGAGCUAACACAGGGCACAGCUUAUUAUAGCAGUACUGAUGUUGCUAAUCUGUAUCUGGCUAAGAACAGCCCUAAAUCUCUGUAUGACAUGAUCAUCUACCAGUCGCAGACCAUCUACCCUCUCUGGAACAACCUCAGAGAUGCAGUCAGGGAAGGAAAGAACCAGAAUGAAAAAACCUUUGGUCUCUCAUCAGAAGACAUCUUUUCUGCUAUAUACAGGUCAGAGGAAGAGAUGUUAAAGUUUAUGGGUUUGAUGAACUCCUCGUGGCUCAUUGACGGCCCUGAUGUAGUAACUGCUUUCGACUUGUCCAGGUUUAAGUCCAUACUGGAUGUUGGAGGCUGUUCAGGUGCUUUGGCUCGUGAGUUAGCAAAGACCUACCCUGCUUCCACAGUGACGGUCCUGGACUUGCCAAAAGUCAUCCAGAUGGCCCAGAAGCACUUCUGUCAACGUGAUGACACUAUCAAGUUUCAGGAAGGGGACUUUUUUCAGGAAGACCUGCCUGCUGCUGAUCUGUACGUCCUAGCAAGGAUCAUUCAUGACUGGAAGGAGGAGAAAAUCCUGACGCUGCUGAGGAAGAUUCACGUGGCCUGUAACUCAGGUGGAGGUGUUCUGCUGGUAGAGGCUAUGUUGUUUGAGAACCAUGGAGGCCCCGUCAUGGCUCAGCUUUUCUCCCUGAACAUGCUGGUUCAGACGGAGGGGAAGGAGCAGCCGCCCUCUCACUACGCACACAUGCUCACGGCGGCUGGAUUCACGAACGUGCAGGUGUGCAGGUCAGGCAAAUCCUACGACGCCAUCCUCGCUCUCAAAUAACCACACGUGCAUCAGUACGCUGCAUCAAUACACUAUCAUGUUUCCUCUGCUGUGUGAAGUUAUGGCCAUCUGGGACUGCAGAGAGGUUCAUUCCUCUUUGAGAGAUUGUUUUUCAAAAUGCAAAUCAUGUAUAAUUCUGUAUCCAGACUUUUCAGUAAGGGUAAAAGUGUAGUAGAGUAAUCUCCAAACUGUUCAUGAUAAUUGGUGUGUAAACACUAUGGAUGCAGUAGAUUGAGAUUAAGCGAUUUAAACACUGAAGUUGUCGUGGUCUCCCCCCCCCCCCCCCCCACACACACACACACUUCCUCUUUGAAGUCUUGCAUGUCUUCUAUCUAAUACAAUCAGUAUUACUGUAGUGACCUGGAAUUAUAUCUGUACAUUAUUUUCCACAUGUGCAGUUUAUUUGUUUGUUUGUUUAUUUUUAUAUUUCCCUCAGUUCUUUGGUUACUUCACAUAACUGCUGUUUGGAUCCUGACUGAAAAAACUGAUGUCUGUUUAUAAUAUUUCAUGAUUGUGUGUGUGUGUGUGUGUGUGUGUGUGUGUGUGUGUGUGUGUGUGUGUGUGUGUGUGUGUGUGUGUUAAAUGCACUAGACUGUUGGAUGUGUGUUAACAUAAUUCCUCCUUUCACACUUAUCUAUAGUGAUCAAUAAUCAGUGUGUGAAAGAACUGAGAAAUUCAGUGUGAGUGUUUUGCAUUUGGCAAAAAUAAAGUACUUGAGCAUGCUCUUAACGUGUUUUUAACUUUAAGACAGUAUUUGUGUACUACCAUAUCGCCUGUCCUGCAUGUCUGAUAAAAUCCCAUCUCUUUUGUAAACAGAAGAUAACAAGCACUGAAUUUGAUUGCAACCACCUUUUCUAUAUAUUGUU
Molecule: messenger RNA, 2104 nt
Organism: Neoarius graeffei (lesser salmon catfish)
Lineage: Eukaryota; Metazoa; Chordata; Actinopteri; Siluriformes; Ariidae
Gene: asmt2
Product: acetylserotonin O-methyltransferase 2
Exons: 9
Coding region: 192-1238 (348 amino acids)
Molecular function (GO): O-methyltransferase activity
Source: RefSeq, a predicted model, not a curated record